AUGGACGACGCGCACGACGCGCGCUGGGCGACGACGAGCGCGCGAGAUGGGGAGCGCGCGCGCGCGGCGUAUUGGAAAAAGUACCGCGUGCGCGCGAACGCGGCGCUGGGAACGUUCGUGGAGACGGUGUGCGAACUACUCGAACGCGGCGCGCGAACGGGAGAAGAGACGGCGUACGGACGCGCGCUGCGGAACUGCGCCAAGGCGUGCGCCAAGGCGGAGACUGCGCUCUCGGGACGCGAACGCGCGAUCGUGGUGAAGGGAAUCGGGCCGAAAAUGUGCGACGUAAUGGAGGAGUUUUGGCGACGAAGUCGAGCGCCGACGGUGACAGAGUACGGCGAGACGCUGGGGGCGAGAAAUUUCUUCGGAGCGGCGGGAGCAAUCGCGGGAGAGCGGGCGCGGGAGACGCAUGGCGCGACGAGUCGAAACGACGUCACAGAUCUCGAUCAUCUGCGACACAAAGUAGCGCGCGCGGCAGGAGCGCGCGCGACGGAGAGCGAACCGGCGGCGAAACGCGCGAGAAAUACCAAACCGUGGGUGCCCGGUUAUCGCACGGCGGCGUUCGCGCUCUUGGUCACCGCGCAUAGGCUCGCGCUCGAGGGGCGGGAGGUGUUGACUAAAGACGAGCUCCAAGACGAAACAGAGGUGAGUGGUUUGAGCGCCAAGGGGAUCAAACCCAAACCGACGUCGCGCGCCGUCAUGGGUGGGCGCGGCGCGGCGCAGCACUUCGCGUACUGCGGUUGGAAUUCCUUCAAGUCGUUGAAGACGUUGCAGAAUGGUUACGUCGAACCCAUGGUGAACACGUGGAAGAAGUCCUACGCGAUGCAAAUCCGUCUGAGUAAGACGGGGACGGAGCUCGCUGCGAAAUUACACGCCGCCGCGGAGGCGCGCGGGGACUGUUCGUGCGGUUUCGCUGCGCCGGGCGAAAACGUCAACCCAAACUUUGCCCGCGAAUGCGAAGAAAACGACGACGACGACGACGAAGUGGCGAUGCUGGACGACGCCGGAGUUUGGACACCAGUGUGUUCGCAACCUCUGCCAUCGUCGUCGCAAGUACCGCGUGUGACGAACGCGGCGCCGGCUUUAAAGAACCUCGUGAGUCCGUCUAGAGGCGAAUGGGCGCUCCCGCCGCUCCAAGGAGACGAAACGUACGCUGACAGGUACGAAACCGUCUUAGUGGUAGACGUUUCCGAGACGAAGUUCACAGAACGCGAUCUUGAGUUCUUCCGGAAUGCGGGCGUGAAGACGCUCAGGCACAGCCUCGACGCCGGUGAUUUCGCUUGGGUCGCGUGCCCGAAAGGCCUCGCGCCGAGUUUGGGCGACGCGUAUGUGCUAGAUAUCCUCAUCGAACGUAAAGAGGUGAAUGAUUUACGAGCGAGCAUCAUACCGAGCGACAAGAGCGGACAGCGUUUUGUGCGGCAGAAGUAUCGCAUGAAAAAUUAUAGCGGGCUGAAGAACCUGGUCUAUCUCAUCGAAGGCAACUUGCGCAACGUGAGCGCCAUGUUUCGUCGCGAUCGCGGCGGCGGCGCGCGCACGUCUGUCCCCACGCAUAGUGGAAUGACGACCGUGGAUAUGGUCGGUCGAUUACUCAGCGCUCGCGUGCAAACGGAAAUCUUUCACGGAUUCAAAGUGGUAAAUACCAUGCACCUGGAGGAUACGAAGCGGUUAUUGAAGAAUUUGACGCUCUCCUUGCACGCGACGUACGGUCCGCUCACUCGCGCCAGGGCGAGCAAGAAGGCUCGCACUUUUGCCGAGUAUGAACGCGAUUUUCGCGAGAUAAAACACAAAGAAGAAAGCACGGUUAAGGUCACGUGGAUGCGCAUGCUCGCGCAAAUCGACGGCGUCGGUCCAAUCAAGGCUCAGGCGGUCGUCGAGGUUUUCCCCACGCCAUCCUCACUGAAAAGCGUCGUGGAUCGGGACAGGCACCGCGCGCGCAUGGAGCUGCAAGUCAUUAGGACAGCCGCAGAGACACAGGCGAGAUCCGUCGGUCCUUCUGCGAGUGAUAAAAUAUUAGAAGCAUUAUUUCCCGUCGCGGACUAG
Messenger RNA from Ostreococcus lucimarinus CCE9901, 2040 nucleotides. RefSeq lists its product with no specific name. The record is from RefSeq and is a predicted model, not a curated record. Lineage: Eukaryota; Viridiplantae; Chlorophyta; Mamiellophyceae; Mamiellales; Bathycoccaceae. Bases 1 to 2040 code for a protein of 679 amino acids. Gene Ontology annotation, biological process: mitotic intra-S DNA damage checkpoint signaling; double-strand break repair via break-induced replication; resolution of meiotic recombination intermediates. Gene Ontology annotation, cellular component: Holliday junction resolvase complex; nucleus. The transcript has a single exon. Gene Ontology annotation, molecular function: 3'-flap endonuclease activity; crossover junction DNA endonuclease activity; DNA binding.